Schistocerca nitens (vagrant locust) is the source of this 3954-nucleotide messenger RNA. RefSeq names its product MAP/microtubule affinity-regulating kinase 3-like. The transcript is spliced from 9 exons. The record is from RefSeq and is a predicted model, not a curated record. Gene Ontology annotation, molecular function: ATP binding; protein serine/threonine kinase activity. Bases 1 to 2709 code for a protein of 902 amino acids. Gene Ontology annotation, biological process: intracellular signal transduction; positive regulation of apoptotic process; protein phosphorylation. Lineage: Eukaryota; Metazoa; Arthropoda; Insecta; Orthoptera; Acrididae. Gene Ontology annotation, cellular component: nucleus.
AUGAUCCUGCCGCCGCAGUCCGCGACCGCCAUGCCGGCCGGCCGCGCGCCGUCUCUGUCGUCGUCGUCGUCGCCGUCGGCGGCGCCGUGCUCGCGGGCGCGCGUGGGCGGUGGCCGCCCGGUGGUGCAGUGGAGGCGGAGGCACGUGCGCGAGGGGUUGCUCGUCAUCGACGAGGCGCAGCUGGCGCGCCUCAUCAAGCGACAGCCCAUCCACACGCUCUACCAGCUCGACCCCGAGCCGUUCGCCACGGGCCAGUUCGCGUCGGUGUGGCGGUGCCGCUCUCGGGAGACCGGCCAGGUGUUCGCCGCCAAGUUCUCCAGCCGCACGCGCUACGGCGACGACUGCAGUGCCGAGAUACGCCACGAGAUCGCUCUGCUGUCGCUGUGCGCUCCCUCGCCCCGCAUCGUGCGCCUGCACGACGUCUUCGAGACAGACAACGAGAUCAUCAUUGUGCUCGAAUACGCUCCGGGCGGCGACCUGCAGACUAUAAUCGAUGACAACCUGGUGCCUUUCGAAUCGGACGUCGUAAAGUUCGUUCGCCAGCUCCUGGAGGGCCUAGUGUACUUGCACGAACGCCGAAUCGCCCACCUCGACAUCAAGCCGCAGAACCUGGUGAUGAUGUCACAGUUCCCUGACUGCGACGUCAAGCUCUGCGAUUUCGAGAUAUCGCGAGUUGUUGUUGAGGGCGCAGAGAUCCGAGAACUGCUGGGCACACCAGACUAUGUCGCUCCUGAAAUCCUUCACUAUGAGCCGAUCACACUCGCUGCGGAUAUGUGGUCGCUAGGAGUAACGACUUACGUGCUGCUGACGGGCUUCUCGCCGUUCGGCGGCGAAACAGACCAGGAGACUUUCUGCAACAUCUCCGGCGCGCAGCUCGACUUCCCGGAGGAGCUGUUCGAGGAUGUGUCGGAGGCGGCGCAGGACUUCAUCCGCAGGCUUCUCGUGCGGGAUCCCAGGGCGCGACCGACGGCGAAGGAGUGCCUGCGCCACAGGUGGUUUACCGGCAGCAAGGUGAAGGUGAAGGCUCGCGCGAAGGACAGCGGCGGACUGCGCAAGUACCUGUCCAAAUCGCGGGAGGCGCUGUUCGAGCGCGUGGUGCAGCAGCGCCAGCAGCAGCAGCAGCAGCAGCAGGGCAGCUGCCAGGACCUGCGACGGCGCACGUUGCUGUCGCAGCAGCGGCGGCGCCUCUGCGAGAGCCACGCGUCGCUGCUGGCGCCGGCGGCGGCCUCGCGGGCGCGCGCGCUCGCCGACCAGCCGUGGCCGGCGCCCGCGCUCAGCCGCUCGCGCGAGAAGCUGUACGGGCUGCGCAGCCUGUCGCGCUCCAGCGAGGCGCUGGCGCUACCGCUGCCGCUGCGGCCCGGCUGCCGCUCGCUGCUCGACCUGUGCGGCGCCGCGCUCUCGCGCCAGCCCAGCUCCGCCUCGCUCGACAACUGCGACGACGUCAACAGCAACGUCUGCAGCCGCGCCGCCUCGCCAGCGCCCGCGCCCGUACCGGCGCCCGCCGACCUCACCAACAGCAACGUCUGCAGCCGAGCGGCGUCGCCCGCGCCCGCCGACGUCACCAACAGCAACGUCUACUGCGAUGCGCCGUCCGCCGAGGACGAUUUCCUGGCGGACGUGCCGACCGCCCCGACACCGGAGCCACCUGCGGUCCGCGGUGAGUGGCGGGACGCCCCCGCAGACCUGGCGUCGCCCGCCCUGCUCAGGAACUGCCUCGGCAGCGCCGUCUCCGCCAGGGCGGCAGUCGAGGCUGUGGCCGCCAACGGCGAAGAGCGCGUCGACGGUAGGGAGAACGGCUACGACAGCAACCCGGUCGAAAGUGAAGACAUCCCAGCUGCUGAACAGACGAGGACGCCAGACCCGCAAGUCGAGGACCUCGACAAGGUCCACAGGUUGAAGAAGAGCGGCGACGACGAGAUGAAUACGUCCUAUUCGAGCGGUUCGGAUGGCGAGGACGGCGGUGCCGGCAGCUCCAGCAGCGGAGGCGGCGGAGGAGGCAGCAGUUCGCAAGACGACGGCUUCGACGAGGCCGAGGAGGACGAGGAGGAAGGGCAGGAGAGCGAGGGCGCGUCGCAGGAGCCGCGCUUCACUGUGGCACAGCUGGUGUCGGCCUUCACGCGGCACGAGCGAGCCGUCGCGGGCGCCGCGCCCGCUCCGGAGGCCGGCCGCUUCCCCACGGGGCCCAACGCCCUGCGCCUCUUCAUCCCGGGCAUCAGCAUCCGCCGCGACCGUGAACGCGACCGCGACAGGCAGCGCCAGCGCCGCCGCCACGGACGACAAGAGCAGAACGAGAAAACCACGUCACCUGAAGAGCAACAGUCAUCUAUUGUUUCCAAGACAGGUGAUCAGACCUUGAUAACUGUGCCAGCAGAUUAUGAUCGUCUUCAGUCAAACAGUGGAGUAUCUGAUCAGGAAGUCAGCAAGAAAUCAGCUGGUGGAGUCUCCAGGAAUGGAGACAGCUUAGAAAGAACAUCAGCUUUCUGUCUAGACCAUGAUACAAACAACAACACAAAUAACAAGUGUAACAGCAACACCAAUGGUACCCGCAGUUCUUCGUGGGAGCGUAUCUGUACAGGCUCUUACACUCGUGCCAUGGACAAGUUUCGACCAACGAGGAAAUCUCUUACAGCAAUUUCAGAACCUCCAGUUCAAAUUACAGAAAAAGUACGUCGCAAAUCAACUCCAGCCAUUAAAAACGUCUAUUUGUAAUUGGUAUCUUUUCCCCACUUGUAGUCAGCAUAAACAAUUACAUAAUUGUAUCCUUUGUUCGACUUUUGCUGUUACAUGAGAAAAUAAUAAUUAGUUUUAACCUUUUUGUGACUUGACCUCAGUUUCCUUGAAAGAUCUAAAUAGAAUUUUUUUUUCUGGAACAGCUACAUAUGUAGACAAAUUUCGCAUUACUUCAAACAAAUUUCUCUGUUUAAGGAUCAUGGGAUGCACAUGUUGCUAUGUCACAUAUUGUGGCCAUAUAUUUACAUGAGAAAAUAAUAAUUAGUUUUAACCUUUUUGUGACUUGACCUCAGUUUCCUUGAAAGAUCUAAAUAGAAUUUUUUUUCUGGAACAGCUACAUAUGUAGACAAAUUUCGCAUUACUUCAAACAAAUUUCUCUGUUUAAGGAUCAUGGGAUGCACAUGUUGCUAUGUCACAUAUUGUGGCCAUAUAUUUACAUGAGAAAAUAAUAAUUAGUUUUAACCUUUUUGUGACUUGACCUCAGUUGCCUUGAAAGAUCUAAAUAGAUUUUUUUUUUCUGGAACAGCUACAUAUGUAGACAAAUUUCGCAUUACUUCAAAUAAAUUUAUUUAAGGAUCAUGGGAUGCACAUGUUGCUAUGCCACAUAUUGAAUUUUUGGCGGUUUACCGUCCACAAAAGAAGUUUAGUUUAAGAAUACAACAAUGAAAUUUAAAUUUUGUGUGCAAAUUUAUUAUCUGUGACAUCUAACUGAGCAAUUUAUGUAAUUUUAUAUUCGUUAAACCAGAGCUAGUCAUAUACUCAGAUGUCUAACUUGAAAUGAAGGAUAGUACAGACGUGAAAGCUAAUGGCUUGACUGUUCAGAAGAACAUCAGAGCGAGUGGUUACUGUUUGUAUCCUUUUCAGUUGUGGGACUAUACAAUAAACAACAAAGUUGUUACUCAUUUCUAGGAUUUUCCCAGUGUGAUUGACAGAAGCUAGAUUCCUGGAUGCAACAAUCUUGGUGAUUCCAUUACCAAUCUUAUUGGACAUCCAUAACUGUACCUAGAGUUGUUAGUAUUAGUUUACCCCCGGAAUUAGCAGUUAAGGAAUAUUCUCUGUCCUUUUAUUCCUCAUUUCUUUUUUGUUGAAUAAGGUAAUGUAUCUAGUAUUUUAGCAAUGCACACUUUAAAAUGAAGCCGUCAUAUACAAACAUUAUCAUGUAACAUAUUAAGAAACAUAAUGGUUCAUUUUUGUAUGUAGAAUAAAUAUAUAAGUUCGAUUAAA